GAAUAAGCUUCUGAUAGCAAGAAACUGAGGUACUCGGAGGAAAAGUUGAGAACGUUACUUCCUCUGAGACAAUGGGCCUGAGAACGACAGAAAUGAGGUCGUYUCUGAUUGGUUGAAAGACCGCUGUAGGUCACUGGUCAUUUGUUACUAUACCUUAAGAACACACCGAGGCUUGACUUAGUAUAACGAAAGCCUUCAUGUAAUCKGGUCACAAUGAACCGAACUAAUGGAACAACUCCAGGCAAUGAGGAAGGUGAAGAAGUGGCUUCACUUGCUCUUAAAGUCAGCGCUUACUGCAUUGUGCUGGUGCUCUCGUUAGUGGGAAAUACACUUGUGAUAAUCACCUAUAAAAUAGACAAAAACGAGCUGAGAAAACUUGUCAUGAGCGCRACUAUCUGUCAUAUGGCUGUAGCAGACCUUAUCACAACUAUCUUCGGUGUCCCAAGCAUGAUAUCUCUCUUACUGGUCGACCGACGAUGGCUGAUCCCAGGCCGUUUUGGAGAGGCGCUUUGUAAGAUUCACUCGUAUGCUUUAGAAGUUGGGGUCUGUGUCUCUGCUUGGUGUAUUGCUAUCAUAGCGGUUGAGCGGUUUUUGUCUGUGUUCUUUCCUCUCCGAAAGAUAAUAACUAUUAAAGCGGCACAUAUAGCAGGAGCGAUUGUAUGGGCAGGAUCUUGCUUAUUCUACGCGCCAAAACUCUACACCAAUACUGUAAUCAGAUUUGRUAAAAUAAUGUYCUGUACRAGUGAUUUUUCCAACAUCAAGCCAUGGCGGGARAUUGAGGCUUCGUUGGUUGCUUUGUUAUUUCUUGUGACAUUGGUACUUUAUAUCGCUAUCGUUGUCAAAGUGACGCAGAGAAAUUCCAUUCCGGGUCGUGUUGUAACAGAAAAUAGUCAUUUAGCCAGAAGCAGAACUAAUCGUCGUGUGAUUCGGCAAGGUCUUGGGGUAAUCACUAUUCAUUAUCUAUGCUGGAUGCCUUAUCUUUGGACUUACACUGUGUGUGUAGUAUUUCGACUCGGAAUAAAAAACGUCUGCUCUAACAUGGGGAUUUUUCAGGAAUUCUUUAUUUUCUUCCUCGGGUUCAGCAACGCCGCUUUAAACCCGCUACUGUACACAGCUACUAACGAGAGCUUUCGUAAAGGCUGCAAAAAAGUGCUACGAAAUGUUUGUGUAUCAUGUGGUGCCCGCAGAAUUUCACCUUCAUCAACUGUUAGAAGCUCUAGAGCUGUUUAUUCAAACGGGAAACAAGUGCAGCAACAGCAAAGUGGAGGAGAAACAUCAAGACGAAAUGAUCAACACUUAGUUUACCUCGAGAGAGAUGACACGGGAGAGAUAAGAGUCGAGAGGGAUAAUUUAAAGCCCAGUAAAGAAGUCCCAAGGGUCAUAGUUGUAACAACUCGUUAAACGAAUAUUACAAAACACGUAGAAAAAUAAACACUCAAUGAAUAUUGCCAUCAAUCUUCGUCAAUCUUCUCUUUAAACAGUUUACAGUAAACAUGUCAGACUGAAAAGCUAACACAAAUUUCACCCUACGUUUUCYUCUCGCUUUAAAAACAAUGAACAACCAGAAAAAUACUAGAUAUUUUGUAUAAAUAUAAAGUCGAUGCCAUGAAUAAAAGUAUAUUGUGAUUUGUGGAUGGUUUUCUGGGAGUAGAUGAAACAGGUGAAAUCAUAUAAGUCUUGUUCGUGUAUAUCAAAAUGUGUUAUCAGUAAUGUCAGUUCCUCAUCUUGUUACCCCUUAAGUGUUUCCUUUUUGAAUAAUUCCU
This is a messenger RNA of Exaiptasia diaphana, 1763 nucleotides long. RefSeq names its product probable G-protein coupled receptor 83. Gene Ontology annotation, cellular component: membrane. Gene Ontology annotation, molecular function: G protein-coupled receptor activity. Lineage: Eukaryota; Metazoa; Cnidaria; Anthozoa; Actiniaria; Aiptasiidae. The coding region runs from base 214 to 1401 and encodes 395 amino acids. Gene Ontology annotation, biological process: G protein-coupled receptor signaling pathway. The transcript has 2 exons. The record is from RefSeq and is a predicted model, not a curated record.